AUUCAAAACCCUAAUAGUAAAAUACAAUUGUCACACACAAAAAAAAAUAAAAAAAAAAAAAACCCUCUCCUUUUGAUCUGAAAUUCAAUAAUGAACUCCUCCACUGACCACCACUUCCUUCCCUUUAACGAAAACGACUCCGAAGAGAUGCUUCUUUUCGGAGUCAUCUCCGACGCCAAACCACUGUUCCACAUUAAACAUGAACAGUGUUUGGAGCUGGAGAACAAAGAGUGCAGCUACAGAGGCGUUAGGAGGCGUCCGUGGGGGAAGUACGCAGCCGAGAUACGCGACUCAACGCGUAACGGGGUAAGGGUAUGGCUGGGAACGUUUGACACCGCGGAUGAGGCGGCCCUGGCGUACGACCAGGCUGCCUUUGCUGUCCGCGGUUCGCAAGCGACGCUUAACUUCUCGGCGGAGAUAGCGUAUGAGUCUUUAGUGAAGAUGGGUUAUAAGUAUGAGGAAGGGAGUUCGCCGAUUUUGGCGCUAAAGAGGAGACAUGCCAUGAAGAGGAAAUUGAUGAAGAAGAAGAAGCUAGAGAAGAAGGUGAAGGUGAAGGUGGAAAACGUUGUCGUUUUGGAGGAUUUAGGUGGGGAUUACUUGGAAGAGCUAUUAGGGUUAUCUGAGAGUAGUGGUUCUAGCUGGUAGCAUUUAAAGCAUGCAAUGUUUUAUAAGAUUCUGAAUAUAUCAUGGUUAGAUUCUUAAUUUUGUCUACACAAUGUACACAAGAAUAUAAAGUGAUCGUUGCAAAAACGUACAGGUUUAGUUUUGUAAUAGGUAAUAUACACAACUAAUUGAUGAAAAACACACGUACUUUUGUAAUACAUGAAUAAGUGAUGUUUAUUAUUUUCUUUA
Messenger RNA from Helianthus annuus (common sunflower), 852 nucleotides. Its product is annotated as ethylene-responsive transcription factor 1B. The record is from RefSeq and is a predicted model, not a curated record. The transcript has a single exon. Gene Ontology annotation, biological process: regulation of DNA-templated transcription; ethylene-activated signaling pathway. Lineage: Eukaryota; Viridiplantae; Streptophyta; Magnoliopsida; Asterales; Asteraceae. Gene Ontology annotation, molecular function: DNA-binding transcription factor activity; DNA binding. Bases 91 to 645 code for a protein of 184 amino acids.